AUGGGUAAGAAGGUGAAAUUAAGAGGAGGGUUUAGAGGGAAGAAAGGAAAAGGGAAGAAGUUGUCGCUGCAGGAGAGGUACGAUGCAGCAAUAGAGCUGCAGCAGCAGCAGCAGAAGCAGCAAAAGAAGCAAAAAAAGCAGCAAAAAAAGCAGCAAAAAGAGCAGCAAAAAUUAGACAGAAAAAGAUUACGUCGUCAUCUUAAGUUGCUGCAGCAGCAGCAGCAGCAGGAGCAGCAGCAACAAAAGAAGCAAAGAAGAGCAGCAAUUGCUGCAGCAAGACAGCAACCACAAGCUAAACUGCAGCGGCUGCUGCAGCUGCUCUCCCCAUUAGACACAAAAGAAGCAGCAAAAGCUGCUGCUGCUGCUGCUGCUGCUGCUGCAUUCCUCCCUCCUUCUGCUGCAGCAAGAGGUGUCCUUAGUGACGACAGCGAAGCAGAAGACAGCAGCAGCAACAGCAGCAACGACAGCAGCACAGCAGAGACAGAGAACGAGGACGAACAGCAGCAGGAGCAGCAGCAGCAGGACUCUGCUGCUGCUGCUGCUGCUGAUUCGGAGGAGGAAGAAGAAGAGGAAGAAGAAGAAGAGGAAGAAGAAGAAGAGGAAGAAGAGGAGGAGGAGGAGGAGGAGGAGGAAGAAGAAGAAGACAGUGAUGCUGUUGCUGCUGCUGCUGCAGCAGAAGAGGAAGACACAGAUGGAGAGACGGAGGAAUGCGAAGACACUGCUGAAUCCCCUGCUGCUGCUGCUGCUGCAUCUCCUGCUGCCGCUGCAGCAGCAGCAGCAGCAGCAGCUGAGAGAGGGAAGCCUGUAAAGUUUUCUUUGGAGGCCUUUGGUCUUGCUGCUGCUGCAGCACGCCUUAAGGCCACAGUAGCAGCAGCAGCAGCAGCAUCUGCUGCAGCAGCAGCUGCUGCUGUAGAGGACAAUUCAGAGGAGCACAGUAAAGCAGCAGCAGCAGCAGCAGAAGCAGAAGCAGCUGCAGCAGCUGCUGCUGCUGCACUGCCACCAUUUGAUUACUCUUGUACCUUUGAUGAGCAGCUAGAUGAUGCUGCUGCUGCAGCACGGCGUCUCUUUAUAGACGCAAGGUGCAGCAGCAGCAGCAGCAACAGCAGCAGCAGCAGCAGUACAAGAAGCAAGAGGAAAGCUGGUGACAGCAGCAGCAGCAGCAGCAGCAGCAGCAAUGGGCCAAUGAGCUUCUUAGAUGCAUGCGUAGAGAGUGUUGCUGGUACGGCAUUCUGUCCAGUAACAGGAUCCUAUUUGCUGCAGCAGCAAGAUCAGCAGCAGCAGCAGCAGCAGCAGCAGCAGCAGCAGCUAGAGGAAGUAUCGUUAUGUAUACCUGGUUGUCUUCCCUUCAAGACACGCGUGUCUUGUAUAACCCCUAAUCCUUCUCUUGCUUAUCCGUCAUCUGUUGCUGCUGCUCUCUGCUGCAGCAGCAGCAGCAGCAGGAGCAGCAACAGCAGCAACAGGAAGAAUAAGACCUUCUUAGAAGGCGUGCUGCAGCAGCAGCAGCCAGCCGACCCCCUUGGGGUGUAUGGGCAGCUCGGGUCUUUUUUUGUUGAUUUUUAUGGUAAUCCUCUUUGUAUAACAAAAGGAAUAAAAGAAAUAAUUAAUAAAUAUAAAUUACCUAUUAAUCUUAUUGAUUAUCCUCCUCUUAGGCCUACAUGCAGCAGCAGCAGCAGCAGCAGCAGCAGCAACAGUAACAGCAGCAGCAGCAAGAGAGAAGGAGAAAGCAGCAGUAACAGCAGCGAAGGAUGUAACAAAGGGAAGAAUACAAGCAGCGAUGCCAACAGCAGCAACAGCAGCAACAGCAACAGCAGCAACAGCAGCAGCAACAGCAGCAGCAGCAGCAGCAGCAGCAGCAGCGGUAGUGAAUUACCUGAAUGUGUGCAGCAAUUAUACCAUUUGCUGCAUAGUUAUGCUGAUUGUAUAUACUGCAACGAGAACAUAUUUGCUGCUGCUGCUGUUCGUGCUGCUGCUGCUGCGCAUGCAUUAUCUCAUUGUAUUAAGGUAAGAGCAAGAGCAGCAGCAGCAGCAGCACUUGCUGCUGCACUUGAGGAUACAGAUGAGCAGCAACGGCUGCUGCUGCUGCAGCAAGCAGCAGCAAAAGGUUCCUUUGAUGAUAUAUUCAUAAGGCAUGCACAGAUGAAGGAGCAGCAGAAGCAGCAGCAAUUGCUGCAGCAGCAAGAGCAGCAGCAGAAGCAGCAGCAAAGACAGCAGCAAAAGCUGCAGCAAAAACUACAGAAAAAGCAGCAGCAAAAGAGGCAGCAAGAAGAAGAAGAGCAGCAGCAGCAACAGGAACAAGAGCAGCAGCAGCAAGAACAGGAAGCAGCAGCAACGCCAAAUGAGGCUCCUGCUGCUGCUCCUGCUGCUCCUGCUGCUGCUGCUCCUGCUGCUGCUGAAGGGGAAUCAGAAGGUGCUGCAGUUCCAUCAGCAGCAGCAGAAGCAACACCUGCAGCAGCAGCAACAGCAGCAGAAGCACCACCUGCUGCUGCAGCAGCAGAAGCAGCACCUACAUCACCUGAAGGAGCAGCAGCAGCAACAGAACCAUCAGCAGCAGCACCAGAAGCAGCAGCAGCAGUACCCGAAGCAGCAGCAACAGCAGCAGCAGCAGGAGGAGCAGCAGCAGGAGAAUUAGAUGAUAAGACAGCAGCAGCAAUAGCAGAUUGGGAUGCAAGGUAA
Messenger RNA from Eimeria maxima, 2673 nucleotides. RefSeq lists its product as hypothetical. The record is from RefSeq and is a predicted model, not a curated record. Bases 1 to 2673 code for a protein of 890 amino acids. NCBI's taxonomy places the organism in Eukaryota, Apicomplexa, Conoidasida, Eucoccidiorida, Eimeriidae. The transcript is spliced from 2 exons.